Molecule: messenger RNA, 2430 nt
Organism: Cynoglossus semilaevis (tongue sole)
Lineage: Eukaryota; Metazoa; Chordata; Actinopteri; Pleuronectiformes; Cynoglossidae
Gene: gabra3
Product: gamma-aminobutyric acid type A receptor subunit alpha3
Exons: 10
Coding region: 255-1694 (479 amino acids)
Biological process (GO): monoatomic ion transmembrane transport
Cellular component (GO): membrane
Molecular function (GO): extracellular ligand-gated monoatomic ion channel activity; GABA-A receptor activity
Source: RefSeq, a predicted model, not a curated record
UUUAAGAGGUAAAGGGGUAUCUUUAGACGAAGUGUCGCAUCUCACUGGUAUUAAACAAAAACAACAACACCCGAUUGAAGAUGUAAAACGGAGAGACACGUGGAGCUGGAUCCUGUGAAGAAAUAUAGCAGCUAUUUUAUUGCCUCGGGGCUUGAUGCCCUCCAUUUACCCCGGUGUAUAUUGAUCUCAGACCAAAUGACUAAUGAGCUGUUUAUGGUGUUGCUUCUGCAGAACAUCUCCUGCCAAAAACGGAUAUGGCUGCCGUGCUGUGGAAGCCCACAUCCCUGGAAUUGGGCUUGUGGAUCUGUCUCUUGCUCCUGAACCUCCUCCCUCACGCCAGGGCCGUAGUUGGACACAGAGAGCCGCUCCCUGACGAUAGCAGAGACAACAUCACUAUUUUCACCCGGAUCCUUGACAGGCUUCUAGAUGGAUAUGACAACAGGCUACGUCCAGGCCUGGGAGAGAGCGUGACAGAAGUUACGACAAACAUCUUUGUGACAAGUUUUGGGCCAGUGUCAGAUACAGAUAUGGAAUACACCAUUGACGUCUUCUUCCGUCAGAUGUGGGUAGACGAAAGGCUGAAGUUUGAUGGACCGAUGCAAGUCCUGCCCCUCAACAACCUCCUGGCCAGCAAGAUCUGGACUCCGGACACCUUCUUCCACAACGGGAAAAAAUCUGUGGCCCACAACAUGACGACUCCGAACAAGCUGCUGAGACUCGUCGACAACGGCACACUUCUUUACACAAUGAGGCUGACAAUUCAUGCCGAGUGCCCCAUGCACCUGGAGGAUUUCCCGAUGGAUGCACACGCCUGUCCUCUAAAGUUUGGAAGCUAUGCGUACACCAAUAACGAGGUAAUCUACCUGUGGACCAAAGGACUCGAGAGAUCCGUCUCCGUGGCCGAGGACGGCUCCAGGCUAAAUCAGUACGAUCUUCUGGGCCAUGUUAUCGGCAAAGAAACUAUCAGUUCAAGCACAGGAGAAUAUGUAGUGAUGACAGCAUAUUUCCAUUUGAAAAGGAAAAUUGGCUAUUUUGUGAUUCAGACCUACCUGCCGUGCAUCAUGACUGUCAUACUGUCUCAGGUCUCCUUCUGGCUGAACAGAGAAUCAGUCCCGGCCCGCACCGUGUUCGGGGUCACCACUGUCCUAACCAUGACCACCCUGAGCAUCAGUGCUAGAAACUCCCUUCCUAAGGUGGCCUAUGCCACCGCCAUGGACUGGUUCAUGGCUGUGUGCUAUGCCUUUGUCUUCUCUGCCUUGAUUGAGUUUGCCACAGUCAACUACUUCACCAAGCGCAGCUGGGCAUGGGAUGGGAAAAAAGAGGGCAUGGAAAUAAGGGAACCGUUUCAGGCUAACAUCGAAAGGAUUAAAGAUAUGAGAAGAGAAUCGGCGACGUUGUCCAAAAAGGCCAACAACACCUUCAACAUUGUUGGAACCACCUACGCUAUGAAUGUAGCGAAAGACCAGGGCCUCACAACCAUCUCCAAGAGUGCCACCGGAGCUUCGGCCAAACACCACUACCUGCAGAAAAUGGUCGAUCCCUACACAGAGGCCAAGAAGUCCUACAACCGUGUCAGCAAAGUGGACAAGAUAUCGCGCAUCAUCUUCCCAGUUCUGUUUUUUAUUUUUAACUUAGGUUACUGGGCCACAUAUGUCAACAGAAAACCCGCCAUUAUGAAAGACAACCUAGACUAAAUUUGACCCAACGCUAGACUCCAUCACAUCAGGAACGGUUCUGACGGUAAACAAUGUUUGCAGGAGGCCCCAAGUCCAUAAUACCUUACUGUCUGUGUUCUGGGACUGUCACUUUUUCCCAACAAGGAAGUUCCAUGAAUUUUUACAUGACAUGUUAUACUUUUUUCCCAUGCCUAAAGAAGAGCUUAGUCACUGAAGGCUGAACGGUCUUCACUCGUUCACCCUGUGAACAGAACGUCAUCGCGCUCGCGAUUGGAAGACAAGCCGAGCAAGUUGACGCCACAAAGUCACCCCUUGACCAAAUAUGACUCCAGGCCGUCUGAGAAGUAGCACAGGCUUUUUAGAUGCUCUGGUUUCAUAUGAGUCAACUAGUUCGUAAUAAUCUUAACCUUAGGAGAUGUGUCUUGCUUGUACCCGUCUACGGGGCGCGAGAGAGUGCACCGCCAUCAGGCCUCGUGCGGUCACAUGGGUAGUUCUAGCCUGCAGCAGCGUACGCAGAGACUCCUCCGCAGCAGCUGUUCCCACUGAAAUGUUAGACUUUGGUUGAUGAGCUUCUGAGGUGGGAACAUGGUAAGGCCCAGGUUCAGAUUGGCUGCGAGGGAUGCGUGUGUCAUUCAAAUUUGGAAGAAAAAAAUCAAAAGUGAAACAGCCCUCGGUGUCUAAACAGACGUUUAGGUUAUGGAUUAAAAAGUGACAGUCCUAAAGUGUGUGUGUGUGUGUGUGUGUGUGUACAGAG